Molecule: messenger RNA, 3846 nt
Organism: Coccinella septempunctata (seven-spotted ladybird)
Lineage: Eukaryota; Metazoa; Arthropoda; Insecta; Coleoptera; Coccinellidae
Gene: hzg
Product: carboxy-terminal domain RNA polymerase II polypeptide A small phosphatase 1
Exons: 4
Coding region: 142-1047 (301 amino acids)
Molecular function (GO): RNA polymerase II CTD heptapeptide repeat phosphatase activity
Source: RefSeq, a predicted model, not a curated record
CUGAGCAAUCUGUAUCUAUGAAAAGCUUAUCUGCCAUUUGCAAAAAGGUGUUUCAAAAAGUUGACUUUUUAAGUGUUUUUAGUGUUCCAAAAACAAUUGUUGAACAACAAAUAGUCAUCAGCUCAAUAAACAAAUGUUUAAAUGGACGCUUCGUCCAUUAUUACUCAAGUAUCUAGGGAAGAUAAACAAUUGAACAAUUAUCCUCCCGAAAAAGAAACACUGCCAAAUGAUGAAAAUGACAUAUCAGAAGAGAAAACCCAAGAGCCGAAAAGUAGGAAGAAACUCAAUUCAGGUGGCUUCCUCAGAUCACUGCUAUGCUGUUUGGGUGGAAAAAGUAAAAAGGAUAAUUCGGAACAAGGACUUGAUGGAUCACAAUACAGACAGUACAUUUCUGGCAGUAGAAGUUCUUACUUGUUACCUGCCAUACGACAUCAAGACAUGCAUAAAAAGUGUAUGGUCAUAGAUUUAGAUGAAACCUUAGUUCAUAGUAGUUUUAAGCCUAUAAGUAAUGCAGAUUUUGUUGUGCCUGUAGAAAUAGAUGGAAUUGUGCACCAAGUUUAUGUUCUGAAAAGGCCACAUGUCGACGAUUUUCUGAAAAGAAUGGGAGAAUUGUACGAGUGUGUCUUAUUCACUGCAUCACUAGCUAAAUAUGCUGAUCCGGUUGCUGACCUUCUCGACCAGUGGGGAGUUUUUAGAGCAAGACUAUUCAGAGAGAGUUGCGUUUUUUAUAGGGGCAACUAUGUGAAAGAUUUGAACAAACUUGGUAGGGAGUUGCAGAAGAUAAUUAUUGUGGACAACUCCCCAGCAUCAUAUAUAUUCCAUCCAGAUAAUGCUGUACCGGUUGCUUCGUGGUUUGAUGACAUGAACGAUUCUGAACUUUUGGACUUGAUACCUUUCUUUGAGAAGCUAAGCAAAAUGGACAAUGUUUACACAGUGCUGUGCAACUCAAAUCAUCCGUAUAACAACGGUGGACCGCAAUCCAACGGUCCACCGAUAAAUUCAUCAUCCGCAAAUUUUCCAAACAACCAUGUGGUGACAAAUACGUAGCAAAACAUGAUGGCUGUGGGUAAAAUCAUCAAUGUCGUUUUUUAGGAUUUCCUGAAAAAUUUUCUAUGGCGCUGGGUAAUGCAAGGCAUUACUUGUAAAUAUGUAAUUUAUGUACCAUAUCUAUACAUAUUUAUAUAUAUAUAUAUACAUAUACAUAUUAUGGUCAGCUCUUAAUCUCAUUGCGCUGAUUUUUAUAUUGGAGGUAGUAAAUUUCUAACUUGGAAAUUACGUCAAAACUAUUAUGGAAACAACGUCGACAAAACAAAUUCAAUUACAGGAUGAAAUACGUUAUGAGAAAAAUUCGACCCAUUGAAUCCUCGUUGACGAUGCUAACUAACCAAAAGUUGAGUGCCCAUGGUUUCGUGAGCUUUUGGAAAUUCCGAAAUUUUAGCAAAUAAAUCUGUUUGAAUUUUUCUCAUAGACUUUCCGAUGCAAGCAUUUAUUAUUCCGUUGAAUAACGAACAUUGAACAAUCCCUAACUAUGAUUGGACUGCGGAAAAAAAGGAACAAGCAAUCGAGACUUGACGCGAUUUCGACUAUCGCGAUUUUUUUACCAAUAAAUAUUUCGAUUGGUGUGAAUAAUCACGAACAUGAGAAAUUAUUUUUUUACAUCAUACUUAUUUUACGUAAGAUAUCAGCAAAACAAGGCUUGCAAAAAUUUUCAAUGACAAUAUGUAUCUUUUUAUAUUCGGACUGAUCCAGGGUGGAGCAAGAGGGUUUUUCGGACCGAACUUGCGUUUUUGAACAGGUAAGAGAAGGAAGUUUCAUUAAAUUUUAUUCUUCAAGAUUUCAAAAAAUUUUUAACAACAUUCAAGAGCUUCAUGUGAAAAAAUUUUUGAGAAUACUUAAAACAAUAAGCGAUUGCAUUCCGACUACUACCAAAAGAAAGAGUUGAUUCACUGCUGUUUGGUACUUAGGAGUAAAAGAAAAAAAAUGAAAAAAAAAACCCAGCUUACGUGAUUUUAAGACUGCAUAUCAUUUUUCUACCAACUUUCUAAGUGUACUGUUGUUAUAUAUUCUAUUUUCCAAAAUUCAUCCCACUUAUACCUGAAAACGAGUACUUCUUGAAUAAAAAAAGGUGUAAAUAAUUGGAUAUUAUUAAAAUAAUAUAAAUAAAAAUAAAUAUUUUUAAUUUUGACGAUUUCACCCAUUUGUGAUUAGAAGACUGUUCUUUCAUGAUGAAUGAAAACAAGGUUUUCAAGCCUUUGAUGUUUUUAACCUUUCGUUCGUAAAGAACCACUCAACAAUUCUAGUCUAAAAAUCUUAUCGGAAGUAUAUUGUGAAAAUUUUACAAUUACAAGUAAUUGUUAUUUUUAUACAAAAAAGAAAAAAAGUUGUUUUAUAUUAUUUUAUUUAUUUUAAAUUUGUGUUAUAGUUAAAGAGAUCUAAGUCGAAACUUAUUUGGAUUUAUUUAUUUUUCUUGUAUAUUUGUCUGAAUUGAAAACCUUGUUUAUCGUUAUUGUGUUUCUCAUCAUGUUAAAAUUGCUCUAUGUGUCUUGUCACUUCUUGAAUAUCAAUUUCAAUCCGCUGAAUUUAAACGUUCAAUCUACCCAUGGUCCAUUUUUGAUUUUGGCAAUCUCGUCAUCUUCUGUUUUACUCUAAAUUGAUAAAAGUAUCGAUUUUUAAUAUUUAUCGAGUAUCGGCUUUUUAAAGGAGUAUUCCCAAUUGAACACUGUCGACAGUGUAAUUCAAGCCAGAGUAUGAUGAUGCCACAGUGGCCUUAAAAAUUCUUUUUUGAUAUUUUAGAGUUAGAUGUAAAUUUUCAACUGAAAACGCGCAUAACUCACAUUUUUCGAACUCUUUUACGAACUCAAAUUCUAAGGUGUGUGAUUUAAUUUGUAAAUUUCAACAAAAUGUGAAUUAAUCAAUAUGAAAACGUUUAAUAUUGAUGAUACUUUUUAUGGUCCAAAAACUAACGUUGAUAUGACUUUUUCUGAUGUAGAACCCUGAAAACUUGUUCAUAACGUAUUCGGGAGUCGUGCUUAUGAAUCAAAUGCUUUCGUGGAAAAUAACAUUGUUAUAGUUUUAGUCUUAUGAUAUUCUGUAUUAUAAUUCAUAUGUACAAUGAGUAUAUUAAUUCAUGUAUAUUAUUAUGCUUUUAAAUUGUUACCUUAAAUAUUAUUCAUUUUGCAAGUACUUAUUUUCUCACAUAAAUAUUAAUGGUGUAAAAGGAAAUGUAGCUGAAGUGACAUUUAUAUUUUCAUUUAAUAUAACGUUUGGUAAUUUUCAUCAUCAGGAGUUUCUUCUGAGUUCCAUUGGCUGAUCUCCGCAAUCUUUUCAAAAUAUUUUCUUCUGUUUAUUACAUGGAGAGAGUACUCGAGAAUUAUUUUGUAUAUUGUCCGAGACAAUGACGAAAGUUUCGUACCUCCUGAGCCCCUCUACCUUAUUUAUUCUGGAUUUAUUGUGCAUUUCUUUCUAAGGUGCGGGAUACUUGUAGUGCGGGGUACUAACAGUAAAUAUACACAGCUCAAUCUCUCAAAUCACACUUGUAGAUGAUGAAAAAACUUGUAAAUAGUUUCCAGAGAGCCGAGAUUGACCAGAACAACCGAUAAUACGGAUGCUUCUAUCGAAAGAAAGAGAUUCGAGAGGUUUAGCUCCGAUAAAUAUUUAUAUGUAUUGAAAUUAUCAAUAUUAGUUUUAUUAUCGCUCUUCAUAGGUUAAUAAGUUUUAUUUUAUUUGUUACAAAGAAUUAUAAUAAAUUUAUUUUUGUUGAAAUGAUGUAGCUAAAAUGUAUGUUCGUAUAUUGUCAUGUGAAUAUAUUCUUCAGCCUUGAUUUGUGAAUAAAAGCCUAUGAAAUUA